UGGCACACUCGUUGGGUGGUGGUACUGGUUCCGGCAUGGGUUCGCUUCUGUUGUCCAAGAUCCGUGAAGAAUAUCCCGACCGCAUCUUGAGCACCUAUUCCGUCGUGCCUUCGCCCAAGGUCUCCGACACUGUUGUCGAGCCCUACAACGCUGUCCUCUCCGUCCACCAAUUGGUCGAAAACUGCGAUGCCACCUUCUGUAUCGACAACGAAGCCUUGUACGAUAUCUGCUUCCGCACAUUGAAGCUGACCAACCCUGGCUACGGCGACCUGAACCAGCUCGUCUCGGCUGUCAUGUCUGGUGUCUCCACUUCUUUGCGUUUCCCCGGUCAGUUGAAUUCUGACUUGCGCAAGUUAUGUGUCAACAUGGUCCCCUUCCCUCGUCUUCAUUUCUUCAUGGUCGGUGUUGCACCCCUGACGGCGUUCAACUCGCAGCAAUACCGCAACUUGUCGGUUCCCGAACUGACUGCCCAGAUGUUCGAUGCCCGUAACAUGAUGGCUGCUUCCGAUCCUCGUCAUGGUCGUUACUUGACUGUCGCUACCAUGUUCCGUGGUCGCUUGUCCACCAAGGAAGUCGAGAACCAGAUGUUGGCUGUCCAACAAAAGAACUCAUCGUACUUUGUCGAAUGGAUCCCCAACUCUGUCAAGUCCUCGCUUUGUGACAUUCCUCCUGUUGGCUUGAAAAUGUCCGGUACUUUCAUCGGUAACAGCACGGCUAUCCAAGACUUGUUCAAGCGUGUCAACGAGCAAUUCACUGCCAUGUUCCGUCGCAAGGCUUUCUUGCAUUGGUACACGGGUGAGGGUAUGGAUGAAAUGGAGUUCACUGAGGCCGAGUCCAACAUGAACGAUUUGGUAUCCGAGUACCAGCAGUAUCAGGAAGCAACCAUUGAUGAUGAGAUGAUGGGUAAG
This is a messenger RNA of Zychaea mexicana, 908 nucleotides long. Its product is annotated as putative beta-tubulin. Lineage: Eukaryota; Fungi; Mucoromycota; Mucoromycetes; Mucorales; Lichtheimiaceae. The annotation marks the transcript as partial. Gene Ontology annotation, molecular function: structural constituent of cytoskeleton; GTPase activity; GTP binding. Gene Ontology annotation, biological process: mitotic cell cycle; microtubule cytoskeleton organization. The record is from RefSeq and is a predicted model, not a curated record. The transcript has a single exon. Gene Ontology annotation, cellular component: cytoplasm; microtubule.